Cladocopium goreaui is the source of this 6024-nucleotide messenger RNA. NCBI's taxonomy places the organism in Eukaryota, Dinophyceae, Suessiales, Symbiodiniaceae. The record is from the annotation of a GenBank genome assembly.
AUGAGGGUGACAGCUAGUGACAUUGAAACCAAGUUAGAUACCCUCAUUGCACUGGUUGAGCGACUUCAGCUUGACACCGGUGAUCUCCGAUCUGACCUUCGAUCAGUCCAAGAAAGGCUCUCCGCUUUGGAGAGCAGGACACCUGGGGCUUCUGCCUCACCAGCCAGGGAAGUGAGCAGUGCUACUCGGUCCUCUCAGGCUUCCUCAGCUCCAGUUGCUGGAUACCACGUUGGGCCUGAACGUGAGGCCGCAGCUCGCGACAUUGGUCGUUGGCUGACAAAGAGCAUCGACGGUGUGGCCAGAGGAUUGUCUGGCCGUGAGCGCAUUCCCCAGCAGACACGCUACUACUUGGUGGUGCGUGAUUUUCAUCGCAACCUCUACGAUCCUCCACUCUUCUUGUCCAACUGGCCCGAUUGCAAGGAAAGGGUCCCGUGCCGAGGACAAGUGGGUGACAGCAUCUUCAUUGGGCUUCCUACCAAGCGCGAGUGCUACCUGGCUGUCUUGGCGGCAGGCUUAGUCCUGCCAGCUGAGUUGAUUGGCCUGGAUGGCCAGCCGACUUAUGUGGACCUCGUCGCCUACGGCUUGGACGCUUUGCCGGACGACAUCCUGUUCCAUUCAGACACGGUCGGGUUGCCUAUGCUGCCUCAUGCCGAAGCUUUGGUGGCCAUCUCUCACGACCACUUCGUGUUCCUCAGCGCCGAAAGCGGCGGAGCAAAACCAGUGUAUGGCACUCCAGAUGUCGAAGCACGUUUGGGUCAGCUGGAAGGCACCAUGGCCGAGAUUUUAGAAAAUUUGAAGCAGUUGAAACCGGGAGCGGCUUCCUCCCGUCCAUCUGCUCUUCAUGGCGACCAUGGUCCAAGAAAGCCAGAUCCUCCGCGGGUCUCCUUCGCACCGCCCUCUGGAUUGGAUCCUCAUGUAGUGCAGCAAGCGCUAAUGGCUGGGGUCCCCAAAAAGUCUUUAGAAGAAGUGGCCCUUUUGUUGCAGCAGCAAAAUCAGAUGACUCCCGCCGCAGCGCCGCAGGCCGCAGACAAAGCCUUGGUCAGCGACAGCGACGAAGAGGACGAGCAUCUGGGCGCCGCUUCUGGCAGUCUCGAUCCUAUGAAUCGGGCAGUGGUCAGCCUGAGCAAGAUCGUCAAAGAGAUGCGGAAAGAAAAGAAGCAGAAGAAGGAUCGCGACCUAGAGUCUCAUUCUAGAUCGCGCAGAAUCUGGCUCAGCAAAGGAUUCCGUGGGCUCUACAAGAAGCAAGGAGCUAUGAUCACUCAGAUCUCUGCCCGGGGUUGGUUGGAGCAUCGCUCCAGAAUCAGCUCCUACCCAGGGACCAUUCGAGCUGCUUGGCUUUGUGCCGGCAUUUGGGACUGCCUCAUGCGAGGAGCUGUAGACGAAGCCAGAGCGAGGGCGGCCCUAGCCACAGCUUGCUUCGACCAACAAGCGUGCGACAGAGGGGGAUGGCUUCUGGCAUCAGAGAUGACCUUAGAGCCCCCGCCGCCCUAUGCAAGCUUCGCCCAACACAGUCCUCCGGAGCAAUGGGAAGUGCAGCACACCAGAUUGAUGGACGAAAGGUGGAGCGAACUCUUCCUUUCGAGACUCAAGGACUUCGCGGAGUAUCAGGAGAAGAAGCUGAAGCUCACCGCGACCAAGACCAAGAAGGAGGAGGUGCCGCCCAAGAACGAUCAGAAGAAGGGCAAGGGAAAAGGAGGAAAGAAAGGGAAGGAGCCCGAGGAAGGUACAGCUGCAAUCCUAUCAGUACCUGGAGCUCUUGCCCCCAUUUCCAACAUUGGCAAGCUCUGGAAUUCCUUAGUUCGCUGGAUCCUGAGUGGGAAGUCUGGCUUUGCACGUUUUUUGCGAACUCUUGGACGCCAUGAACCCUUGGCAGACAAGGGCACGGCUCAGCCCGUUUGGCCUGUACCAGCUCCCUAUCCACAGUGGAUGGUGCGGGUAGAGAAGAGUAAGGUAAAUUACAAGCAGAUGUAUGUCGAGAAGGCUGUCAACCUCAUGAUUCUUUCAUCUUCGUGGCUUCAUUUAGGUAAACCGCUGGUUGCUCCUGCCACCUUAGCUUUGGGCUCCUCCUUGACGAAGAAGCAGUGGGGAGUGGUGAAAAGAUAUGAGAGGCUGAUCAGCGAGUUCCUCCAGGUUGGCGACAUUGGUCCAGCCGCUAUGGGACGCUCGGCGGCCAAAGUGGAGAGCUUGUCUUCACUCCUUGUUGAGCUCGAGACGGCAGCGGCGAAGACUGCUGCCCCUUAUGAGCACCGUCCUGCAGCACAACGAUCUGAUGGGAAUGAGCCACAGCCUGGUCACCAAAAAGGGGAUCCUGGACGUGUAGUUGGUCGUUUGCAGAAGCCUGCGCCUCAGCUGGCGAAGUGUGUGGAGCCUUCGCGGCUUUCUUUUCCUCAGGAUGCUCCGGCCUUUGAUCCCUCAUCCAUGUUAGAAGAACCACACAAGAAGGUUUAUGAAGAUCCUAUUUCUUGUGCUAUUUCACCAGAAGAUUUUUCGUUGGAGCCUCCGAGGGUGCGUGUUCACGGUAGCAAAGACCAAGCUUUAGGACUGUUCAGAUUCCUGGAUGAACAUCACCGGUUGAGACUCGUUCCCAGAGAAAAAGUUCGAGAUGGUUUUCUUUGCGGCGCUUUUUGUUUGGUGAAAGAUGAGAAGAAAGAUAGAUUAAUAUUGGACGCCAGACCCCCAAACAUGUUGGAGGAGACUUUGUGCAGUUGGACCAAAACACUGGGGUCGGUGAAUGCCAUUUUGCAGAUUGAGUUGGAGCCUGGAUGCAACCUCAGCAUGAGUGGCACCGAUCUUCGUGAUUAUUACUACUGUUUCAAGGUCACCAAACAGAGAGCAUGUCGCAACACAUUCAAUUUUCCCCUAUCACCAGCACAAGCUUCUGAACUGCAUUGUUUUACUCCCGACAUGUGGCAGCAUAGCACUUUAUAUCCCUGUCUUGCAACUAUGGCUAUGGGCGAUUGUCAAGCUGUAGAGAUGGGUCAGAUGGUCCACGGUAAGAUAGGUAUGCAGUGUGAAGCCAUCCAUCCUCAUGAAUUGCUUUGCGUCCAUGGCCGUGGCCCGCGCGGCAAGAUCAGCUGUGGGGUCAUCAUCGACGAUGCCGUGUUUUUGGAGCAAGUUCCCGCUAUGCUGACUCCGGCAGAGCUGAGGAGGACUGAUGGUGCAAAAAGGUUGAGGGCGAUUAAGGAAGAGUAUGUUGGUAAGAAUCUAACACCUCAUGAUGGUAAGACUUUUGAAGCUGAGUUUGAAGCCGAGUUUUGGGGAGCAUCGGUGAAUAGUAUAGCUGGAUCUAUUCGUGCUAAUCCCAAAAGACUCAUCCCCUUGAUGGAUCUGACAGCGAAGACAGCACGCCUUGGGUUUGCCACUAUGUUACUGCUGCAGACUUUGGCGGGAGCUUGGAUUAGUGUCCUUCAAUUUCGGAGACGCAUGUUGUGCUUGCUGGAUGAGAUCUAUGUAGCUCAACACGGUAGAGAAGAAGACAUGAUCAUUGAGCUUUCGCCUUCACUGCAGUCAGAGCUUUGGAUUUUAGUUUGCCUUGGGCCUCUUGCUGUAACCGACCUCAGAGCCCAAACUUUGGGGAAGCUGUUUUUGACAGAUGCUUCAGAAGAUAUGAAAGCGUCUGUGGUGUCUGCACUGCCGUUGCCGUUUGCCAGAGAGCUGCACCGACACGCGCUUGCUCGAGGUGCGUGGACCCGGUUGUUGACUCCGUGGAAGGUAUGGUUAAAGCAACACUUUCAACUGGAUGAGGAAGAUGCCAUGCCAGAUGGUGUUCCACUGGUCAGUCACCCUUUGUGGCUGAUUUUGGCUCAGUGCUUGAGAUUUGAGCUUCAUCACCGAAAACGAGUAGGUUCCCGUAGACACAUCAACUUGCUUGAGAUGGAGAGUUUGUUGGAGCUGGAAAAGAAGAUCGCAGCCUAUCAGCAAGACAGCAGGUACCUCUGCGGUUGUGACAGCCAGAUUGUCAUUGCUGCCGUGUUGAAGGGGAGGUCUAGCUCACCACACCUGAACGAACUGCUACAGAAGAGCUUGCCUACCGUUCUUGGAGCAGGGCUCUAUGGGAGCUAUGGCUAUAUCCCAUCAAAAGCGAACGUCAGUGAUGACCCGACGAGGUGGACUGAUAUCAGGCCUCCAUCCAGGCCCAUUCCUGAUUGGCUGUUUGCAGCAUUUUCUGGGUGCUUUGAUGCUUUGGAUGUUUGGUUGGGUGAGCGUGGCUAUGAUCCUUUAGACAUUGCUCAGCUUCCUUUUCCUUUGCGUACAGCUCCCAAAGCGGAUGUCCUUGAACAUAGCUUGAUAGCUGAGCUGCGAGCUGUACAGAAAACCGAGCGAUUAGCAAAGUUUGAUCAGAAAAUCUACGGAACCGAUCCGAAGGAUUGGAAGACUUUUGAAACUCCGGCCACUGGGGCCAAUGAACAAAAGGAUCACAAGAGGCCUCAAGAUGCUGAACUUGCCUUUGGCCCUCACCAUGCUGUUGUUUCCAAGAAAACUGAAGAGCAGAAUUGCGUAGGUAGCAAUACCGUUUCGUCUAGUCACGUUUCACCCGUCUUGGUUGCGAAAGAUGAAGGGGUACAAGAGCCUGACGGCCAAACCAAGAACUCCAAUGAAGAACCUCCAGGGAAAACGAACCGGAGGCACCUGAAUCUUUUUGUUGGUUGUGAAGGCCGACCCCAGCCUGCAGAAAUGAAGAAAGUAGUAGGCACCGGCUCUCCUGAUGAGCCCCCCGUAGGUGAAUCCGUCUCACGUCGUCAGCGGGGUGGGCUAGCCAUGGAAAAUGUGAAGUCUGCUUUGCUGUCCAGUGAAGCAAGAGCAGCCUUGGCUCUUCUACCGAGGGAGUGCUUCAUCAAACCUGAUGGAAGGCGAGCAAGACCUGAUGAAGUUUUGGAUUUCCAGCGGAAGGGUUUUUUGGAUCUCUUCAGCGGCAAAGCCUCUUUUGCUCGCCCUAUGGCUAGGCGAUUUUCUGUUUUUGUGGUCACCUUUGAUUUCGAACACAGUCCCAGACAAGAUCUUCUCAAUGAGUCUCUUCGAUCCGAUAUCAAAAGAUGCCUUUUAGCUGGCUGUUUUCACGGGAUGGGUGCGGCUCCGGAGUGCUGCAGCUUUUCCAGAGCCGUUACACCCGCAGUACGCAGUGCGCUCAGACCCGAAGGUCUUCCACAGAUCUCGGAAAAUAUGCAACGAAAGGUCCAGGUGGGAAACAGUCAUGCACAGUUUCUUUUGGAGCUUUUAGUUAUUUGCCAAGAAAUGGGCCUGCUCUACUGGGUUGAGAAUCCAGAUGGUUCUUUCCUCUGGCUUCUGACUGAUUGGCGCGAGAAGGGUUUUGGAUCUCCAGAAGCGGCCUUCAGAUUUGACAUGUGCCGUUACCAUACUCCUUGGAGGAAACGAACAAGGAUUGCGACGAACACUUGUUUGAGUGGGCGCCGUGAGCUUUGCCAUGGAGAUCAUUCACAUGUGAUACUUCGUGGUCGUUGCAAGGCCCAAAAGAUGUCCUGGACUCGACUGGCUCAGGCCUACCCUCAACAACUGGGAUAUGAUCUAGCUAGUGCAAUGGCAGCUGGUGCAGGGCUUACAAAAAAGAACACAAAGUUGAACAUCGGUGGAUGUGCGAAAUGCAGCCACUGCCGCAUUGGCGAAGCUCAGAACCCGGGCCCUCAGAAAGCCCAACGGGUUGCCCGAGAUGUGAAGUUGUUGGAAAAUGUACGGCUAGUUGAACCUGCCACCCUGGCUUUGCAAGAUCGCGUUUGGACCGCUUUCCGAACGUGGUUGGAUCAGCACCUGAGUGAAUCGACCAUUGAUGAUCUGCAGUUGUGUCCUACACUCUAUGUGGCCCUGCUCCGUUUUUAUGGGUUUUUCCUUUUCUCACGAGGACAUGGUCUAUAUGAGUUUAGGCAUCUUCUGGUCAUUAUUCAACAGCGGUUCCCCUGGGUGAAGCCUCACCUUUCUCCUGCAUGGCAGUUGAUCACUCGUUGGCAAGUUCUUCAACCAGUUCAGCACAGAAAACCGCUACAGUUCUUUGUCAAGCAAUGGCAUCGCUAG